This is a messenger RNA of Penicillium lagena, 180 nucleotides long. RefSeq lists its product as uncharacterized. The transcript has a single exon. The coding region runs from base 1 to 180 and encodes 59 amino acids. The record is from RefSeq and is a predicted model, not a curated record. NCBI's taxonomy places the organism in Eukaryota, Fungi, Ascomycota, Eurotiomycetes, Eurotiales, Aspergillaceae. Gene Ontology annotation, molecular function: protein binding.
AUGCUGCAUGAGGAUAUCGUCCGCAUUCUCGCAAAUCACGCAGAGGUAAAUGUGAAUUCACAGGACCAUGAUGGUAGUACACCGCUGGCGUGGGCUGCAAGACGAGGUCACUGCGCGGUCGUCGAAGUGCUGAUGCGGCAUAGUGAGAUCGACACCGAGUCGUCGGACAAGUAUGGGUGA